CUAGCCAGCUGUUCAAACGCACGUGUUUAUUUUUACGAAUUGAACGCAGUUUAUUAAUUAUUAAUUUUAAGCGCUUACUUGAUUUUCAAACAACAAAAUGGGCCGAAAUAAUCGCUCACGAAAGCGCCGCGAUGAAAUGAACAAGAUCAAGAAGGCGCGGUACGAGGCUAAAGAGUUAAUUCGCUUGAAGAAAACUCUGGGUCUGCUGGAUGCCGAUGGAAAUGAGAUCAUGAAAGAUAUCAGCGAUGUGGUGGAAGUUAAGACAUCAAAAGAGAUUAAAAGGGAAGCCAAUUCCAAGGAGGAGCAAGAAUUGAUCUACGAGCACCAGGAGAGCCUGGAGAAGGGCGAAAAGGUGCCCGUGGUCAACGAGAAUACUGGUGUAGAGCACGUCUUUAACAGCAAAACCCUCAAGGAUCAGUAUGGCAACUAUCCGGCGUGGUUUAAGAAGAAGAAGACCGCCAAACGUCUACGCAAGAAGCAGCACUCCCAGAAAAAGAACUUCAAGCAGGCCUGGACCACGGUCAACGUGCCCCUAUAAGUCUGGGAAAUGUUUACCUAUCCUAGGUAUACACCUUAGAUUGUAAGUCCCCGCUUAGGUUAAGUGAUUUUGUAGGCCAAAUAUCGCUACAAAUCUGUUUUAGCUAAGAGUUUAUAUUGCAUAUUAAAGCCUUAAAAACUACGAAUCUAA
Drosophila serrata is the source of this 688-nucleotide messenger RNA. RefSeq lists its product as uncharacterized. Gene Ontology annotation, biological process: dendrite extension. Gene Ontology annotation, molecular function: RNA binding. Gene Ontology annotation, cellular component: nucleolus. Lineage: Eukaryota; Metazoa; Arthropoda; Insecta; Diptera; Drosophilidae. The record is from RefSeq and is a predicted model, not a curated record.